This is a messenger RNA of Babesia ovata, 4533 nucleotides long. RefSeq lists its product as uncharacterized. Lineage: Eukaryota; Apicomplexa; Aconoidasida; Piroplasmida; Babesiidae. Bases 1 to 4533 code for a protein of 1510 amino acids. The record is from RefSeq and is a predicted model, not a curated record. The transcript is spliced from 2 exons.
AUGGUUUUAACUUUCUUUCCAUUUUCUUUCACUUAUCUUAUUUCCUUUGUUAUUUCCAUCGACUGGUUGAUCCAGGUUAAGCAUGGGAAUGGUGAUAACAAAGGUCUUGAAAAUUUGGCUGAAGCUUUGAAAAAGUUGAUUGGUGAGGCUAUUUCUAAGGCUACAACUUCCCUCUCUCACAAAUCCGGCAAGCUCUCUUGCUCCCCAAAUCCACAUGAUCCUCUCUCCUACUGUAGUCAGCUUGAUAAGGACAUUGAGUCCAACCAACAAAAACUUAAUGACGCUAGAAAAGCUAAUAAAACUAAUGAAAUAUCCUCUUUAGAAUCACAAAUUAAGCUGUUACAAUCCAACAAAGAUGACUGCACUAAGUCCCAUUACAUGGACAAGCAGCGUAUGUCCUCCCUUGAGGCGGAAGUGCAUGAUGGCAUCGAUGUUAUUGUGAAGCUUACACAGUUUAGUGGCACUGAAAAGAGCAUUGAAACACUAAUUAAUAAAGAAAUUGAGAGGCUUGAAAAGCAGCAUAAAGACUGUAAAAAGUCUCCGCAGCCUCAUGCCUCUUCUGACUGUCCUCAGCAUAAAAAGCUUGAGGAGCUUAGAGAGAAACUUGAGACAUUGAAGAAGAAUAAAGAAAAUCAUUGUGAAACAUUAUUAAAUAACCUGUGCUCUGGCUUGGAGAAGUUCCUUGGUUACCAAGAAACUUCCAAAGGCUACGAUGGCUCCGGCAUCGUGUACUCCGACCUUGACAGGCUCUGCGACGGGGUGAUGGCGUUUAUCCUCCAAUGUCUUCAAGGCAGUAAAACGCUUUUACAUCAUUAUUAUCCUCAGAUUAUUGACACUAUAAGAGAUUUAGAGAGUAAAAUAGGUAAGGGCCUUGGUGUUCCAGAAUUUGCGCAGGCCAUUGGGAUUGUGCAGGCGGGGCUGGAGAGGUAUGAGAGUGGCAUGGAGGAGAGGAUUAAUCGUUUUAAAAGUUGGUAUGACGCAAUGAUGAAUACUGAAAUAAAGGAUUUAAAAGGCGAAAUGUCAACAUUUCAUGAUAAGAACCUUGAAGAUCAGUUGAAAGCUGUGUCCUCCAAGGCAAAGAUGUGUCUUCACAGGGCAACAUUCGGCGAAAAAUCAAAAAGUGAACUCGAUGAAAAAUUGCGUGAAAUGCUUGAUAAACCUGUAAGUUUAAUCAAACAGGCUGCACACGAUUUUAGGGAAAUUAAUGAAAAUGGCCUGCUUAACCAUCAGGCAAGGGCUGUGGACACGGCACUUCAGACCCAGCAAGCUGCCUUAAACAACGCUAUAAAUACUGGGUCCCAAAAGUUUCAAAACACUGUAGGUGGUGAAUUUGACAAGAUAAGAAGUAGUUUGAAUGACCUGAAAGAAAAUACUUUAAAGACUGAAAUGCAAAAGGUGAGGAGUGCAGUGGAGGACGCGAAGGUAUUUGUACAAGACUGUAUAACGGAUUUUGAUAAAAUAUAUGAACACAAUAUUCUGAAUGAGUUCAACAGUAUCAAUCAACAAAUGACUGAUAUCACUAAAUCAAAUAAAAGCGUAAAAUAUGAAUCAAAAUUGUUCGAAGAGGUCGAGAAACUUAACAAGGCGGUAUUAGAGUUGGAAAAGCUGUAUCAGGGAAAAUUGGUGGAUGUCAAAAAGAAAGUUGACAAGGCGGUUGGUCUAACUGAUAAUGAGCCUGGUAGUGUGUUGGCGGAGCUUACGAAAUUGGAUGACCACCUGCGCACGGAUUUGGAACGAGUGCGAGGGGAUAUAAAACUGCAGAUUGAUGGUUACAUAGACCAUCAGGUUCGGGGCUUCAUGAAAGCGGUAAAGCAGGCUUGGAAUGCUGGUAGUAGUGGUGCCGCAUCGAUGUUGUAUAGCAGCCUGAAUGGAGACCUAAAGAAUUCGUUCCAGACCGUUCAUGCACCUACAUCUACAUACAUAACAAGUGCAUUGAAAGCCAUAAAUAGUGACUUCAAGCUAAACAGUGGUUCACCAAUUCCCGAUCCAGAUACCCUCCACCUGAUUAGAAACCUUAAGACUGAUAUAGAGAAUACGCUUAAGAAAGUUAUAACGGAUCCUAAAGAAAAUAUAAAGAUCAACGAGAGCUUCAUGAACCAUUAUUACGUACAAACUAUGAAAGAAGAACGUCGAGAAGGUGCGCUUAGAACAAAAAUCAAGCAGAUUAAAGGGAAGUUUGGCGGCGGCUUCCAAGGUGACGGAGAAAACACAAAGAUACAUUUGGAAACACUUGAAGGAUACAAUACUCCGCCAAGCACAUCCAGCUCCAGUGAAGGCGCCAAGCCUGCGUAUAACAAGGCGGUCGCCAGUGUGAAACAAAUGGUUGACAAAAUGGAACGGCUUCCAGAAUUCGUUGAACAGCGUAAGCUGGCAGCCGAUGAAAUUAUGAAAGACAUUAAAACAAAAUUUACGACACUGCAAGGAAUGAUUGACGACGUCGAUUUAAUUGUAAAUGCUGCGGAGAAAGGCUUACAAAAUGCCAUUGACUCAGUUGGCAACGCGGUAAAAAAAACUGAGCAGGACAUAACUCAGGAAAGCAAGAAUCUUCAAGCUCAACUCCUCGCCGCCGUUAAAUCCUCUUUCGAUACCGUCAAGAAUUCCGUCCAAUCCCUCUUUGCUCGUCAGAAGCAGGCCGAGCUCACGCAGCUGCAGAGCGUCGUCACGGAGCAGUUGGAGAAGAUAGAAGAGAUAAUCAGGGAGGAUAAAUCAACAGGGGUGAAGGGUUUUUUGACGAUAUUAAGAGAGGGGAUGUUUGAAAAUUUCCUGAGUAGGUCGCAUCCUUUAAAAGAUGGCAUGAAACUAUCAGAGUUGGCUGUACAAGCUGUAAUUUGUUUUGAGGGUCUGUUUGAAUAUUUUGAUGAAGAAUUGACACCAAAGAACUCCCGACUUGUACGUACAUUGCAUUCUCAGUCUACAGGUCCUCAUGCUGCUAUGGUUGAGAACAUCAGAAGUGUUCUCAACGCCUUGCUUGGUCACUUAAUAAAUACUAAACUUAAAACAUAUGACUUUGACCACACCUUUAGAGAGAAAGUACAUGAGCUCACAGUGUCGGUAGGCGCCUUAAGCGCUAAAACGUUCGGCGAGGGAAGGAAUCCCGAGCUGCUGAACAUCUUUAAGAGUGGCAUGUUGGCCUUUACCACUGAACUCGGCCACGCGUACGUUAACGCUUAUAGCGGUAAACACUUUGUAGGUGACUUAGUAACCAAGUCUACUGAACAACCCACCGAACAAGUCCUUUCCACCGAGGGCCGCAACUGCGCCAAGGUCUGCCUGACCAUACUGGAGACGGUGAAUAGUGGGCUGAAAGGGUUGCGGAAGGGAUGUAUUAAGAGUGGUAGCGGUAUGCAAAUCAAUUUAUCGAAUGGCCUAGGAAAAGCCUUCCAACGACUAGGCUACGAUGUUGCCUCUAGUCCAACCACCCAGGACGGUGAGUUACGUAAUAAGAAGGGUUUCACCGGUGAGAACAUUUACAGUGAUCUCCUUGUCUACAAACAUAAUACUGGAAAAGGUGAUAAAACAUAUCAACUCGUCAGCGACGAUGACGACAACAAGGAGAAGAAAGAUAAACAUGGUGUCAUUAGACAGCUCAACACCCAUCUUGGCAGAUAUUACUACGUCUCUCACUACUACAUUCCUCCGAAUCCGAAAUCACCAAGUAACAUCUAUCACUUGUUACAAUGGCUCCUCGGUUUAUACUUUAAUCCGAUUUAUAGUACGCUUGGUGAGUACUUCAAGGAAUUGUUUGAGAAGCCCGAAAAUUAUAAAGAUAAGAAAUAUUCCGAAAUUGAUGAAAGCCAACUUAGCUUACUUGCCACCACAACAAUUAGACCAAAGACAUUAAAAGACACACUCCGAUUGGUGUGUUUAGACUCCGCAGACACUCUGAUCGCCUUUCUAGGCCACGGCCAUCCUGACGGCCGAUAUGCCGUUGACUUUUACACAAACACCGACGGUUUGUCGUACCCUAGCAACGCCGGUCAAUGUUUUGACAUGUUGGUAGAUAUAUUGAAUAGAGUGUUUUAUCAAUUGCGUUUCUUAUGUACCCAGUGUUCCAACAGCCGUAGUCGUGGUGGUUGGCAAGACUGCCACUAUGGCCAGGGAGUUGGCGGUUCAUCAUGGAACUGCAACACCAUGCAGUGCCCCAACCAAAUAGCGAACCAAAACGGAAACCAAAGCUCUGACCAAAACUGCGAGCAACCAUGUAAUCAACAUCCCAAGUGCGGCAUCAAAUCACCACUGCAGUCGUUCCUUGAAGACGGCCUUGUCGGCUUCUUGCGAGGCGCUGGAAAAUAUUUAGUAAUUAACAAGAUACCUGAAUACUUAUGGAACAUAAGAUCUAAAUUCUCCUACCUCUUGCUCACCCUCUGGUCGCUGUCGCUCCUCUACCUGCUGCACAUCACCGUCGUCCGCCUCGACGUCCUGAGGAUACGCUCCCACUUAAAAUCACCUUCAAGCCACCGCAUCGCCGCACAGUCCCUCCUCGCCGCCGCACGCGUCAAGGCACUCGCCAACGUCAAGUACUUCUCACCAUAA